Molecule: messenger RNA, 1125 nt
Organism: Corythoichthys intestinalis (scribbled pipefish)
Lineage: Eukaryota; Metazoa; Chordata; Actinopteri; Syngnathiformes; Syngnathidae
Product: voltage-dependent calcium channel gamma-1 subunit-like
Exons: 4
Coding region: 197-889 (230 amino acids)
Biological process (GO): regulation of calcium ion transmembrane transport via high voltage-gated calcium channel; calcium ion transmembrane transport
Cellular component (GO): membrane; L-type voltage-gated calcium channel complex
Molecular function (GO): calcium channel regulator activity; voltage-gated calcium channel activity
Source: RefSeq, a predicted model, not a curated record
CGGAGCGAGCAGGAUAAGGAGCAUUAGUAGGACGGAGCAGUUUGACCCUCUUCACUGGAAGCACAGGCACUCAUCCGAGAGUGCAGACAAAACUUGCUGCUAUCUAAGUGAAGAGGAACGUGUCAUCGGAAGUGUAUAGGGCAAAAUAGAUAGUGUUUUUUUUGUUGCUAGACUAAACAAUUCAGCACUUGGAAAUAUGGAAAAGCGCACUAAGAUAAAUAUUGCCAUUUUUGUGCUGCUGGUAGGCAUGGCCUGCCUGUUCACGGCGGUGGUGACGGACUACUGGGCUGUUCUCAGCCCUCAGGUGCAGAAGGUCAAUGCGACGUGUGAGGCGGCACACUUUGGCCUCUGGAGGCUGUGCAAGAAGACAAUCUACAUCAGUGCUGACGUGUACCAGGAAAAGCUUGGAUGCGGACCCAUCACCCUGCCUGGAGAUGAAAACUGCACUUACUUUGGCCACUUUACACCAGGGCAGGACUCGGAGAUAUUUGAGCAUAAAACACAGAAAGAGUACAACAUCUCUGCGGCGGCCAUCUCCAUCUUCGGUGUGGGCUUCAUGAUUUUAGGGUCUCUGUGUUUGAUUGGCUCGUGCACGGGUAAAGGAAAAGGAAGACUAUACCUUCUCAAACCUUCUGGAAUGUUUUUUGCCUUUUCAGGUCUUUGUUCUUUCAUCUCGCUGGAGGUGAUGCGUCAAUCGGUCAAACGCAUGAUCGAAAGCGAGGACACAAUCUGGAUGCAGUACUACUACAGCUGGUCCUUCGCUUGCGCGUGUGUCGGCUUCAUCCUUCUGUUUCUCACCGGCAUCGCUCUUCUCAUCCUCUCCAUGCCACAAAUGCCAAGGAACCCAUGGGAAACCUGCAUGGACGCUGAGCCCGAGCAAGUGGAGUGAAAGGUUUUAGAGCAUGACAAAAACAUGAGUUGGAAGGACCUCAGCCAUGAUGGGAAGUUUACCUCGCAACCAUCAAACAACUUGAAUGUAGGUCUUUUGUAUACUGUAGUUUUGAAAAUAUACACAAGAAAUAAAAAUGGGCAUCAGCUCUUCUACAUGGUUGAUGACGGAGAUGGAGAACACACAGUCGUUCACAUGCAGGAAGACAGGCUGGCUAUACUGUAGAAUUUACAAUA